AUGCCGAAAGUGGUGUCUCGCUCCGUCGUUUGCUCGGACACCCGCGACCGCGAGGAAUACGACGACGGCGAGAAGCCCCUGCACGUCUAUUACUGCCUGUGCGGGCAGAUGGUGCUGGUUUUGGAUUGUCAACUCGAGAAGCUGCCCAUGAGACCACGCGACCGAGCCCGGGUGAUUGACGCUGCCAAACAUGCACACAAAUUCUGUAACACCGAGGAGGAGGAAAAUGUUUAUCUCCGCAGGCCAGAAGGCAUUGAACGACAAUACAGGAAAAAAUGUGGAAAGUGUGGGCUGCUUCUCUUUUACCAGCACCAGCAGAAGAAUGCCCCAGUGACGUUCAUUGUCGAUGGUGCUGUGGUCAAAUUUGGACAGGGCUUUGGAAAGACAAACAUUUACACCCAGAAGCAAGAGCCUCCCAAGAAGGUGAUGAUGACCAAACGGACCAAGGACAUGGGCAAGUUCAGCUCGGUCACCGUCUCGACCAUUGACGAAGAGGAGGAGGAGAUUGAAGCGAGAGAAAUUGCUGAUUCCUAUGCGCAGAAUGCCAAGGUGAUCGAGAAGCAGCUGGAACGGAAAGGCAUGAGCAAGAGGAGGCUGCAGGAGCUGGCUGAACUGGAAGCCAAGAAGGCCAAAAUGAAAGGAACACUAAUCGAUAACCAGUUCAAGUAAGAAACUCUGAGAGGUGGUAAUCG
Molecule: messenger RNA, 692 nt
Organism: Euleptes europaea (tarantolino)
Lineage: Eukaryota; Metazoa; Chordata; Lepidosauria; Squamata; Sphaerodactylidae
Gene: STEEP1
Product: STING1 ER exit protein 1
Exons: 7
Coding region: 1-669 (222 amino acids)
Source: RefSeq, a predicted model, not a curated record